UAUUUUUAUAUAUCUGUAGUUUAAAUAUGGGUAACUGUCAUAAGCCUAUAUCAUAAAGAUAUAUUAUAAUUAUAUAUUACAGUAUGUAAUCAAGGUGGAUAUAUAAAAUAUACAGUCUGAUUGUAUAUCCACCUUGUAUGUAAUAUACGACUAUUAUAUAUUAGUAUAGUCUUUAUUAUCCCAUGGUCACAAAUGUAUGAAACAAUUUGUUUUAUAUAUCUGUGGUGUAUGCCGUACAUGGAAGAUCUAAGACCGUAACAUCGACCAAGAUUAUGUUUCUGCUCACCGUUAUAAAAUAAACCAAGGUUUAUGUGUCGUUGAUCGCUAGCAAAACAUUUAUCAUAAAUACAAAAUUAAUUUCUUAUAAGUUUGGGUUUUUUCCAUUUCAGUCAUCAACAACAACGUACUCAGUGUCACAAUAUCUGUACAGUUGUACUCUAGUACAGUGCUCAUUUUAUUUUGGGUUUGGUUUGAUAUUCAAUUGAAACAAACGGACAUUUGUUUUGCAAUUAUAUCUGUGAAAAAUGGAUGCAAGCAAUGAUUAUUUAUUUGCUCUACAACUACAAAAUGAUUUAGUCGACCUCACUGAUAUUGGUGAUAAUGAACAUGUGGAUAUCACUAAAUUUUCACCAGGUGUAAAUGCUGCAGUCAAUUUGGAAAAUCAUGAAAUCGAUGUAAAAAAACAAAAGCGUAGUUGUACCGAUAUAUCAUCUCAACCGAUAAAACGACCAUGCAACAAACUUGUGAAGACUACUGAAGAUAUAGUUGAUAUUUCAUGGGAAACAUUAGACCCUAAUCCAGAUAUACACAGUCUAUUUUUGGCAUUCAACAAGCAAUAUUUUUGGGGGACUUUGGAAACAGUCGUUAUACAAUGGAGCAAGAGGAUGACCGUUUGUGCUGGUUUGUGCAGGUAUCAAAGAGGAUUUUGUUCCAUUAGUCUAAGUGAGCCAUUGCUAAAACUUAGACCUCGGAAAGAUUUAGUUGAAACAUUAUUACAUGAAAUGAUACAUGCAUAUUUGUUUCUUACUAACAACAAAGAUCAUAGAGAUAGAGAUGGACAUGGACCAGAAUUUUGUAAACAUAUGUACAGAAUAAAUGUAGUAGCCGGUACUAAAAUAUCGAUUUAUCAUGAUUUUCAUGAUGAAGUAAGGUUGUAUAAACAACAUUGGUGGAAAUGUAAUGGGCCAUGUCAAUAUAGCAGACCAUUUUAUGGAUUUGUAAAAAGAAGUAUGAACCGUGCACCAGGACCAAGCGAUAGAUGGUGGGCCAAUCAUCAAGCUAUUUGCAGUGGAAGUUUUAUUAAAAUCAAAGAGCCUGAAGGUUAUGGAUUGAAAAAAAAAUCAACUGUCCCUCCAGUUUCUAAACAAUCAGCAGUUAAAUAUGUUAAUAAAAUUACUAAUUUUAUUAAAAUAUUAGAUUCUCCGGAAAAAAAAAUCUCCGAAGAUAAAGCUAAACUAUAUUCCAAAUCUAUUGAAAGUAAUCAACAAAAAGUACAACUGAAUUCAAAUUUAGAAACUAUAAAAUUAACAGUAGAUUCUCCUUUAAAGAAUAUUUCUGAAAACAUUACCAAUCAAGAUUUAUGUCUAGUAAAUGAUGAAACAACUUUAUGUCCUGUAUGUAAUGAUUCUGUGUUAACAGACUGGUUGAAUAUCCAUUUACAAAAUUGUAGUCAGUUGAAUGAAAUGUUUGGCAGUGAAAUUGUAGAUACAUGUAGAUGUCCAGCUUGUAAUGAAAAAGUUAGUAGAACUUUAAUGAAUGAACAUUUAGAUAAUUGUAAAAUUUUGAAUAAUGUAUUUGAAAAUGUUUCUGUGAGUUCACUUGAUAAUUCUGACUAUGUGAACUGUCCAAUUUGUGAUAAAAAGGUCAAAGAAAUGAAUAUCAAUACACAUUUAGAUGUUUGUAUACCAGAGGAAUCAUCAAAUACUGAUGUAAAAAAUCUAAUAAAAUGCCCUUGCUGUGAAAAUAUAUUUAGUAGCAUAAUAGAACUAGAUGAUCAUAUUGAUAACUGUUUGUUAUGAAACACAAUGAUAAUACAUCAUAAUACUUAUAUUUUA
Messenger RNA from Sipha flava (yellow sugarcane aphid), 2054 nucleotides. It is a transcript of the gene mh, whose product is annotated as sprT-like domain-containing protein Spartan. Gene Ontology annotation, molecular function: metalloendopeptidase activity; polyubiquitin modification-dependent protein binding; single-stranded DNA binding. The record is from RefSeq and is a predicted model, not a curated record. Gene Ontology annotation, cellular component: nucleus. The transcript is spliced from 3 exons. Bases 525 to 2018 code for a protein of 497 amino acids. Gene Ontology annotation, biological process: DNA repair. Lineage: Eukaryota; Metazoa; Arthropoda; Insecta; Hemiptera; Aphididae.